UUAACCGACGGCCAGUUCGCCUUGGAAGUUCAAAACAAUGAGACUUGAAACCCUGUCUUGUCUUAGCAUCCUCGAACUUCUCAAACCCCUAAUCUCUCCAACAAUGCAAGCUCCAUUUCAUGUCUAAAACCCCACAAAUGUCCGCACCAAUUAGAGCCCCAACAUGGGUUUCAACAAGAAGACUCUUUGAGCAAAGUCUUCAAGACCUCCACAAAUGCACCAACUUAAAUCAAAUAAAGGAAGUUCACGCCCAAAUAAUCAAACGGUAUCUUCACAUAGACCUGUAUGUAGCUCCCAAGCUCAUAUCUGCCUUCUCUCUUUGUCAUCACAUGACUUUAGCUGUUAAUGUUUUUAACCAAAUUCAAGACCCCAAUGUUCAUUUAUAUAAUACUUUGAUAAGAGCUCAUGUUCAGAAUUCGCAGCCUUCAAUGGCUUUUGCUGCUUUCUUUGACAUGCAAAAGAAUGGUGUUUUUGCUGAUAAUUUUACAUACCCUUUUCUUUUGAAGGCCUGUAAUGGGCAGGCUUGGCUGCCUUUAGUGCAAAUGAUACAUAGCCAUGUGGAGAAAUGUGGAUUUUUCGGAGAUUUAUUUGUGCCUAAUUCACUAAUUGAUAGUUACUCUAAGUGUGGUUCAUUGGGCGUUAAGUCUGCAAUGAAGUUAUUUGUGGCGAUGGACGAGAAAGAUAUUGUUUCAUGGAAUUCUAUGAUUGGUGGGUUGGUGAAGGCAGGGGAUUUGAGUUCAGCUCGCAAGCUGUUCGAUGAAAUGCCUGUGAGAGAUAUGGUUAGCUGGAACACUAUAUUAGAUGGGUAUGCAAAGGCAGGAGAAAUGAAUGAAGCGUUUGAGUUGUUUCAUAAAAUGCCUGGGAGGAAUGUCAUCUCAUGGUCGACUAUGGUUUCAGGAUAUAGUAAAGCGGGAGAUAUGGAAAUGGCGAAGUUGUUGUUUGACAAGAUGCCAGUCAAGAAUAUAGUUCCUUGGACCAUAAUUAUAUCUGGGUUUGCUGAGAAAGGGCUUGUGAAGGAAGCAGCCAAAUUGUAUGAUCAGAUGGAAGUGACUGGACUGAGGCCCGAUGAUGGGACUCUUAUCAGCAUACUGGCUGCUUGUGCAGAGUCUGGUUCUCUUGGGUUGGGGAAAAGAGUUCAUGCCUCCAUUAAGAGGGCUAGGUUUAAGUGCACCAUCAAUGUUUCCAAUGCAUUGGUUGAUAUGUAUGCAAAGUGUGGUAGCAUUGACAAUGCAUUAAGUGUGUUUAAUGGGAUGUAUAAGAGAGAUCUAGUCACUUGGAAUUGCAUGCUUCAAGGGCUUGCCAUGCAUGGUCAUGGCAAACAAGCACUUGAACUUUUCUCUAGAAUGCAGCAAGAAGGGUUUAAGCCUGAUAAAGUUACCUUAAUUGGUGUUUUGUGUGCUUGUACUCAUGCAGGCUUUGUUGAUGAGGGCCUUUGUUAUUUUAAUACUAUGGAAAGGGAUUAUGGGAUUGUUCCUCACAUCGAGCACUAUGGUUGCAUGAUUGACCUUUUGGGUCGAGGGGGGCGUCUUAAGGAAGCUUUUAGGCUUGUGCAGAACAUGCCAAUGCAACCAAAUGCUGUUAUUUGGGGUACCCUUUUGGGGGCCUGCAGAUUGCAUAAUGCUGUGGCACUAGCAGAGCUGGUACAAGAUCGCCUGGUUACACAUGAACCAUCAGAACCGGGAAAUUACUCUAUGUUGUCAAAUAUUUUUGCUGCUGCAGGUGACUGGAAUAGUGUUGCCAAUAUGAGGUUGCAAAUGAAGAGCACUGGAGUUCAAAAAGCUUCAGGUGCUAGUUCUAUUGAGCUGGAUAAUGAGGUUCAUGAAUUCACUGUAUUUGACAAAUCACACCCUAACUCAGAUACAAUUUAUCAAAUGAUUGACAAAUUGGGUCAUGACUUAAAGCAAGUUGACUAUGUUCUACAGAUAGAUUAUUAGAAUGUAUGAGCUCAAGUAGUCAGGUGGUUAAGUUGCCAUUAUGUUGCAAGGUUUUUCUUGCUUGAAGUUGUAGGUAGGAAUUUGAAGGACAGCAUCCAAAAUUGGCUGUACCUGUAUAAACUUUAGUUGUGAAUACAUUCUUAGGUCAGAAAUUGAAGGUGAGCUUUACCGAGUACAUAUCUGCACUUGAGCAGAUAACUGUUGAUAGAAUUUAUUAUAGAUAGCAAAAUUUUCCCUCGCCAAGUUACAUCUGCAGACUCAGAUUUCAAGUGAUAGCUCUUAGCUGCAUCUCUGGAAUUGAUUGAUCAUCCAUAAAUCUGGAAGCAGCACCUACAAGGCCUUGCUAUCUUCAACUCCCUUCCUUCUCUACUUUCAAAUUAGCCGAAAGUCAAUGGAGGAUAAACAUGUCAAUUAUUCCAGCUAGCUAGCCCCAGCCCCAGCCCCUGGCAGGAUUUUUAGUAAAAAGAACUGUAUGAUGCACGCCCCUGCUAACGUCAAUCAAGGAAUGAGAUCAAUGGUGAUAAAUGCUGUGGGAACAUUCUUGUGUAGCUCAUUGUUCUUUGGUGGGCCAUUGGGGGAUGGAUUACUUUGAGUAAGCACUAAGGCAGGUUGUGAUGGUAACAAGGUGGCCAAGAGUGCGAUUUUUAUAGAAAAGAAUGGAUUGGUUAGAUUGCAAGAGAGUACAUAUAUUUUUGCAAUACGAUGGAGAUGGUAUCCGAGAGAAGGGGGGAGUGGGGUAGAGUGCUAUCCGAGGAGAAUGAUAAAUUGUUGCCAAGUUUUGCCCUCUGAUGUAAUUUAUAUUCUUAGAAAGAGACUGAUGUUGGCUUCUGUGCUAAUAUGGGUUGUUUGGUGCCACCGUUCAGUUACUGAAUUCUUUAGGAUUUCCUGUUGGACGAGUCAUUUGAUCUCUAACCGUACUCAGGAUUUUUGUAAUUCAGAUUUUCUUAUGACGAUAGUCUUCAUGGAUGAGAAUUUUUC
Messenger RNA from Manihot esculenta (cassava), 2912 nucleotides. Its product is annotated as pentatricopeptide repeat-containing protein At3g29230. Gene Ontology annotation, biological process: RNA modification. Lineage: Eukaryota; Viridiplantae; Streptophyta; Magnoliopsida; Malpighiales; Euphorbiaceae. The coding region runs from base 120 to 1934 and encodes 604 amino acids. The record is from RefSeq and is a predicted model, not a curated record. The transcript has a single exon. Gene Ontology annotation, molecular function: RNA binding; protein binding.